UCGCGGGUACUAAGAUGGAAGGUGCCGGUGCCUUGAUCCUCCUCCACGACCUCACCCUUAUUCUACCCCAAUCCCACGGGAGCUCCUCAUCUUCACCAUGGCGGGGUUGGAGAAGGCGAUGUUCAAUCUGAAGUUCACGGCGAAGCAACUCAAUCGACAAGCCGCUAAAGCGAACAAAGAUGAGCAGACGGAAAAGGCGAAGCUGAAGAAGGCCAUUCAACAAAACCAUCCCGAAAUCGCGAAAGUGUAUGCGCAGAAUGCGAUACGGAAGAAGAACGAGAACAUCAACCUGCUGCGCCUGGCCUCGCGCAUCGACGCCGUCAGCUCGCGAGUGCAGACGGCCGUGACGAUGCGGCAAGUGACGGGCAGCAUGACGAAUGUGGUCAAGGGUAUGGACUCGGCGAUGAAGAGCAUGGACUUGGAGAAGAUCUCGGCCGUCAUGGACCGCUUCGAGACGCAAUUCGAGGACUUGGACGUUGCCACCGGCUACUACGAGAAUGCUACAUCGUCGGCCACUGCGGUGGGCACGCCGCAGGAGGACGUGGACAAGCUGAUGAGCCAGGUGGCGGAUGAGGCGGGAGUGGAAUUGUCACAAGAGAUGGCGGGAGCAACACCUGCGAACGACCUCAAGGCCGCGCCCGAGGAGGAGAGGGAGGAUAGGCUGGGAGAGAGAUUACGAGCGCUGAGGAACUGAUGGCCGAAGCAUGGGGAACGGAGGGGGAUAUGUGGGAUUCCGCGCGCGGCGUCUGGUGCACACUGUCAUGAGCGA
This is a messenger RNA of Neohortaea acidophila, 769 nucleotides long. RefSeq names its product Snf7 family. Gene Ontology annotation, biological process: late endosome to vacuole transport; endosome transport via multivesicular body sorting pathway; protein transport. Bases 98 to 694 code for a protein of 198 amino acids. The transcript is spliced from 4 exons. The record is from RefSeq and is a predicted model, not a curated record. Gene Ontology annotation, cellular component: multivesicular body; ESCRT III complex. Lineage: Eukaryota; Fungi; Ascomycota; Dothideomycetes; Mycosphaerellales; Teratosphaeriaceae.